AUGGUGAGCGAGCUGGACCGCAUGGCGCCGAGCUUCGAUGUCCGGGGCGACCAGAUUCGCAUCCUGAGGACGCCGGCCGAGUUUUACGAGACGCUCAAGGAUCGGAUACGGCAUGCCAAGAAGAGGAUAUUCCUGUCGACGCUGUACAUUGGCAAGUCGGAAAAGGAGCUCAUCCAGACGCUGCGGGAGGCGCUGGCGCAGAACCCGGAGCUCAAGGUGAGCAUCUUGACGGAUGCGCUGCGGGGGACGAGAGAAUCGCCGGAGGCUUCGUGCGCCUCGCUGCUUGCGCCGCUGGUGGAUGAGUUUGGAGCCGAUCGGGUCGAGAUUCGCAUGUAUCAUACGCCGAACCUGACGGGGCUGCGGAAGCAGUAUGUGCCCAAGAGGAUCAACGAGGGUUGGGGGCUGCAGCAUAUGAAGCUGUAUGGGGUGGAUGACGAGAUUAUCAUGUCUGGGGCCAACUUGUCGUCGGACUACUUUACGAAUCGACAGGAUCGCUAUCACCUCUUCUCGUCCAAGGAGGUGACGGACUACUUCCGGAGCAUCUACGAUGGUGUCGCCUCGUUUAGCUUCCUUGUGGAGCCUUCAAAGGAGGAUGCGGCUGGGUACACACUCUCUUGGCCGGCGACAAACUCUGCGCCAUCGCCUCUCGAGAAGCCGCAGGCUUUUGUCAAGAGAACGACAUCUGCGCUCCAGGGCCUCAUCGCCGCGCCGGAGAAGCAGCCGGGGAGCGAGCUCAAGGACACUCGCGUAUACAUGCUCACCCAGAUGUCUCAGGUCCUGCGCCCGGACACGUCGACGGAGCUUCCCGUGCUGACGCGCAUUCUCGAGAGGCUGUCCCGGCCGGAAUAUGCCGGGUCGUCGUGGACGUUUACCGCAGGGUAUUUUAACCCCGCGCCGUCAUUGACGAAGCUGCUCCUCGAGACGGCUUCGAGCAACAACGUUGUCAUUACGGCGGCGCCGGAAGCGAAUGGGUUUUACAAGUCAAAGGGGGUUUCGGGGCUUUUGCCCGAUGCCUAUGUGCUUCUCGCGCGCCGUUUUCUUUAUGCCGUGCAGCAGCGUGGUCGUGAGGGAGAUAUUACAUUGAAAGAGUGGCGGUUUGGAACGGCUGGUCAGCCUGGUGGGUGGACGUACCACGCAAAAGGGCUAUGGAUCACGAUGCCCGGCGACGCGAAUCCCUGCAUGAGCAUCAUUGGCAGCUCCAACUAUACGAAGAGAAGCUAUUCGCUUGAUCUCGAGGCCGGAGCUCUGAUUGUGACUCGGAACGAAGCGUUGAAGGCGAGGUUGGGAGAGGAGCAAAACUGGCUGCAGGACCAUGCGGCAAAGGUUACGAUGGAUGACUUUACGAGAAAUGAGAGGAGGGUGAGCCUCAAGGUGCGGAUCGCCAUGUGGAUUGUAAAGAUGGUGGGAGGUGCUCUGUGA
Molecule: messenger RNA, 1419 nt
Organism: Trichoderma reesei QM6a
Lineage: Eukaryota; Fungi; Ascomycota; Sordariomycetes; Hypocreales; Hypocreaceae
Product: phosphatidylglycerophosphate synthase
Exons: 3
Coding region: 1-1419 (472 amino acids)
Biological process (GO): cardiolipin biosynthetic process
Cellular component (GO): mitochondrion
Molecular function (GO): CDP-diacylglycerol-glycerol-3-phosphate 3-phosphatidyltransferase activity
Source: RefSeq, a predicted model, not a curated record